Miscanthus lutarioriparius is the source of this 1341-nucleotide messenger RNA. NCBI's taxonomy places the organism in Eukaryota, Viridiplantae, Streptophyta, Magnoliopsida, Poales, Poaceae. The record is from the annotation of a GenBank genome assembly.
AUGGGCCGCGGCGCCUUCCCACUGCUCCCGCUCCUCCUCUCCCUCGCAGCCGCUGCCACCACCGCGGCGGCAUUGGCGCCGAAGCAGCAGAGCCCGCCCGCAUUGUCGUCCCCAUCCGCCACCGCCGGCGGCUCGGGCGUGAGCUCCAACUCGGUCCUGGUGGCGCUGCUGGACUCGCGCUACACGGAGCUGUCGGAGCUAGUAGAGAAGGCGCUGCUGCUGCAGCCGCUGGAGGCCGCGGUGGGGCGUGGCACCAACGUCACCAUCCUGGCGCCCCGGAACGAGGCCCUGGAGCAGGACCUGGACCCGGAGUUCCGGCGCUUCCUGCUGGAGCCCCGCAACCUGCGGUCCCUCCAGUCCCUGCUCCUCUUCCACGUCCUCCCGGCCCGCCUCCACGCCGCCUCCCUCCUCCUCUCCCCACGCUCCCACCCCCGCCACCACCCCACGCUCGCUGGCGAGCCGCUGGAGCUCGCCGCCGUUUCGCGCGCCGUGACGCGCCCCGACGCGGUGGUGCGUGCGGACGGCGUCAUCCACGGCGUGGACCGCCUCCUGGUCCCGCGCUCCGUGCAGGACGCCUUCAACCGCCGCCGCAGCCUGGCGUCCAUCUCCGCCGCGCUCCCGACGGGCGCCCCCGAGGUGGACCCGCGCACGCACCGCCUCCUGAGGAAACCCAGCCCCGGACCCGCCCCGCCGGCGCUCCCCGUCUGGGACGCGAUGGCGCCGGGCCCGGCCAUCGCGCCGGCGCCGGCGCCGGGUCCAGGCUCCGGAACUCACCGCUUCGACGGGCAUGGGCAGGUGAAGGACUUCAUCCAGACCCUGCUCCUCUACGGCGGGUACAACGAGCUGGCCGACAUCCUCGUGAACCUCACCUCGCUCGCCACCGAGAUGGGUCGCCUCGUCUCCGAGGGCUACGUCCUCACCGUGCUCGCCCCCAACGACGAGGCCAUGGCGCGCCUCACCACGGACCAGCUCAGCGAGCCGGGGUCGCCGGAGGACAUCCUCUACUACCACGUGAUCCCGGAGUACCAGACCGAGGAGUCCAUGUACAACGCCGUACGCCGCUUCGGCAAGGUGCGCUACGACACGCUGCGGCUGCCGCACAAGGUGGUGGCGAGGGAGGCCGACGGCUCCGUCAAGUUCGGCGCUGGCGAGGGGAGCGCCUACCUCUUUGAUCCGGAUAUCUACACCGAUGGCAGGAUCUCCGUGCAGGGCAUCGACGCGGUGCUGUUCCCGCCGGCCGAGGACGGGCAGAAGCGCCCCGCCGCGGCUCCCGCCAGGAAGGCGCCCGCCGUGAUUGGCGCCACCGCCAAGCCCAAGCUCCGACGAGGUCAGUACUCCUGA